Prinia subflava (tawny-flanked prinia) is the source of this 1314-nucleotide messenger RNA. RefSeq names its product SYS1 golgi trafficking protein (gene SYS1). Gene Ontology annotation, biological process: Golgi to plasma membrane protein transport; Golgi to endosome transport; protein localization to Golgi apparatus. The record is from RefSeq and is a predicted model, not a curated record. The transcript has 3 exons. NCBI's taxonomy places the organism in Eukaryota, Metazoa, Chordata, Aves, Passeriformes, Cisticolidae. Bases 44 to 514 code for a protein of 156 amino acids. Gene Ontology annotation, cellular component: trans-Golgi network; Golgi membrane.
GCGCGGCGGCGGCGGCGCUCCCGGGGCGGGCGGCGGGCGGGCGAUGGCGGCGCAGUUCCGCAGCUACGUGUGGGACCCCGCGCUGAUCGUGGCGCAGAUGGUGCUGCUGCAGGCGGGAUACUACAGCUCGCUCGGGCUCUGGCUGGCCCUCCUCGGCACCCUGGGCAGCACCGGGCCCUCCCUCCAGCAGGUCUUCAGCGACGAGAUUUUAGGCUUCUCAACCCCGCCGGGGAGGCUCUCCAUGAUGGCUUUCAUCCUCAAUGCACUCACCUGCGCUCUGGGCUUGCUGUACUUCAUCCGGCGGGGCAAGCAGUGCCUGGAUUUCACCGUCACCGUCCACUUCUUCCACCUGCUGGGCUGCUGGAUCUACAACUCGCGCUUCCCGGCGGCGCUGACGUGGUGGCUGGUGCACAUCGUGUGCACGGCGCUGAUGGCGGCCAUCGGGGAGUACCUGUGCAUGAGGAUAGAGCUGCGGGAGAUCCCCCUCAACUCCGCCCCCAAAUCCAACGUGUAGACUGGCUCUGCCUUCUGUCAUUGUUCCCAGCACAAUGCAUCCAAUGCCUCAGAAUCAUCCCUCAAGAAGCACAGCAGGUCUGUUUAGACUUUAUGAUUUUAUUGGGUUUUUUUUUUCUUUUGGACCUCGGUGACUGCAUGAGUGUGAGCGUCUCCUCUGGCAUCAGCUGACAGCGGGGGAGGAGCAGAUGUUUAUUUUGUUAACACAAAGUGUUAAUAAGACUGUAUGGAGAGUGUGCACCCUUAAACUCUUCACUUGUGGGACUGUUAAAAGCCAGGUGGCAAAACGUGAUGUGUGAGGAGCGUUUGGAAUUUAACGAUGUGGAAGUGCCCUGAAUGGGCAGCACAAUGGUCAGCUCUUCUUGCUGGAGCUGGCACGGUGAGCAGUGGGGCUGGGAGCUGCUGCUUCCAAUCUGUGACUUGUUUGGGCUUUGCUUGGGAAAAGAGUCAAAGAAGUGAAUGGAUGGGGAGAAAGAAAAUAAUUGUACUUACCUGAAUCACCAGCUGAGACACUAAAUAACCUGUAACGUUAGAUGGGUUUGUUUGCCGUUUCCAUGUUUGAUACAUUGAGGUGACAGACAGCAGUUUGCUGAAGAAAUCUUUUGUAAUAAUAAAAAUAUAAUGUUGCUGUGAGUGUUACGGCUCUCCUGGGAAGGUGAGCACCUCAAGAAACACCACGAGUGUCUGUAUCAUGGCAACAGAAGGACACAGCCAGGGAACACUUGGCUGCGAGGUGCCCACUGCCUGGGGCACAUAAAAUUUCCUACAAUAAACAUUUCAUACCUCUGCUCUGAAAGGAAA